Messenger RNA from Stegastes partitus (bicolor damselfish), 1226 nucleotides. RefSeq names its product COPI coat complex subunit zeta 1 (gene copz1). The coding region runs from base 70 to 603 and encodes 177 amino acids. The record is from RefSeq and is a predicted model, not a curated record. Gene Ontology annotation, biological process: intra-Golgi vesicle-mediated transport; retrograde vesicle-mediated transport, Golgi to endoplasmic reticulum; intracellular protein transport. NCBI's taxonomy places the organism in Eukaryota, Metazoa, Chordata, Actinopteri, Pomacentridae. The transcript has 9 exons. Gene Ontology annotation, cellular component: COPI vesicle coat.
GCCUCAUUUCCUGGACGUAUUACGUGCACUGCUGCUAGCUCUGUAGCUAGUGUGCUAACAAGAAAGAAGAUGGAUUCUCCCAUACUGGAACCAUCCUUGUACACCGUCAAAGCAGUUCUUAUUCUGGACAACGAUGGAGACAGGCUUUAUGCCAAGUAUUAUGACGACACAUACCCGACAGUGAAGGAGCAGAAGGCGUUUGAGAAGAACAUAUUCAACAAAACACACAGGACGGACAGUGAGAUAGCAUUACUUGAGGGCCUCACUGUUGUCUACAAGAGCAACAUCGACCUCUUCUUUUAUGUGAUUGGAAGUUCACAUGAAAAUGAGCUUAUGCUAAUGGCUGUGCUAAACUGCCUCUUCGAUUCGCUGAGUCAGAUGUUGAGAAAAAAUGUCGAGAGGAGGGCUUUGCUGGAGAAUAUGGAGGGGCUCUUCUUAGCUGUGGAUGAAAUCGUAGAUGGAGGGGUGAUCUUAGAGAGUGACCCACAGCAAGUUGUGCACCGUGUAGCUCUUAGAGGUGAUGAUGUGCCUUUGACAGAGCAGACAGUCACCCAGGUGCUUCAGUCUGCCAAAGAACAGAUCAAGUGGUCACUUCUACGAUAGAACCUGCAAAAGUCUACCAGUGAGCCGCUGUACAGCCCAAACUUAAUGGCACUGAUCCUCAUACUUCUUCUCCUCUGAUUUCCACUCCUUCAAUCAAAGCUGUGAGGAGCGCCAGUGACAGAUCCAGUCACACUCCGAGGACUACUGCUUGACAAAGAUUCAUUUUCCUUUUUUUCCUCUGUCGUUUUUCUGUGUUUGCACAGCCUUGCAUUGUAUGACAUAAUCAACACAAGGAUACGAUACGGUGUACAUUCCAUUAACGGCUGGCCUGUCCUGUUUUGUUGGUUUGUUAUUUUUUCAUCAAGGAAUCUGACUGUUUAUUCGGGUAAAGUAUCUAUCUACAGAUGUAAAACGCUGACAAGCAUCAUCAUAGCCUGCGAUAACAUUCCAUGUGUCUCCUACACAAGAAUUGUAUCCUUCAGCUCACGAUCCUGUCACCCAUAGAUUACUGUAGAAAGCAUAGAGCCACUCUUUGUGUUCUUUAUUUUACAUGGAUAUUGUGAAUAAAAAAUGAACAACAUGUACUGUAGUCAUACCACUGAUCACAGGGGUGUGCUUUACAUUAUUUUUAUCUGGGGGUUUUCCAUCAUCAAAUACAUUUAAUAAACAUUUCUUGUGACUGA